Messenger RNA from Penicillium brevicompactum, 597 nucleotides. RefSeq lists its product as uncharacterized. The coding region runs from base 1 to 597 and encodes 198 amino acids. The record is from RefSeq and is a predicted model, not a curated record. The transcript is spliced from 2 exons. Lineage: Eukaryota; Fungi; Ascomycota; Eurotiomycetes; Eurotiales; Aspergillaceae.
AUGGGAUUAACAGUGCAACCCACGCCAGAGGAGGCUCGAAUUGCAUCGUUUCUAGCCGAAGAUGGUGGUUUCCCCAAUGAUGAUAUCUUCAUAAGUUUUUUGUCACGAGCCCGCAAUGCUGGCACGCGUAUUGCUUCUCAUGACCCUGAUUCCGUGGGUAGUCCGACCUUCAAUCAAUUUGUGGCCGAUAUCGUUCAUUUGCGCCAUCGAUUGAAAAAGGCGACGGCCGCAAGCCCCGAAUUUGUCUCGCAUAUCCUGCGAAAAUCGCCCGUCAGGUGCCUUUUAACAAGCAAGAAAUGCUUCGAUCAAGCUGAAGAAGCCCAGGCAUUUGCCACCACCAACUCUUUGCCCCACAUCAACUUGCUUCCGAUCGAGCCCCUAAAUCAGUGUCCUUCUUCAUUAUGGACUAUAAGUGGGCUUGAAAUCAACAAGGAUAUCUCGAUCCCGAGGUCACGACCCGGUCUUGUCGUGUUCACCUCCGGCACCACUGGGAACCCCAAAGGAGUUAUCCACAGUAGGGAAUGGUAUGGCAAAAUCGCGAGAGAGCCACAGGCCCCAGAUGAUGAAGCCAUACACGUUGCUCGGCCUGCUAGCUGA